Molecule: messenger RNA, 2840 nt
Organism: Xyrichtys novacula (pearly razorfish)
Lineage: Eukaryota; Metazoa; Chordata; Actinopteri; Labriformes; Labridae
Source: the annotation of a GenBank genome assembly
CUUCGGGGUUUCUCUGCCUUCAGUGACGUACAUUUCGCACGUGCGCAGUACAAAUCAGGUAGCGACAAUGGCGGCUCAGCAACCGCAGCCCGGUACUUCGAUGGCUCAGCCUGGAUUACAACAACCCACCACUUUACAACAACAACAGCAACAACUCAGCCAACAGCAAGACUUUGACCCCGUACAUAGAUUUAAGAUGCUUAUUCCUCAGCUAAAGGAGAGUUUGCAGGUAAAAAAAAAAGCUCGUUUGGAUACAGAACAUCUCAUCCAACAAUUCACCAAAAUACCGCUUUUUACAUUAUAAACUAUAUAUGAAGUGAUUUGUUAUUGUAAAGCUUUAUUAUAUUUACUUGUGUUUAUCGUUUUCAGAAUUUAAUGAAGAUUGCCUCCCUGAAUUUGUCCCAUAACACGUCAAUUGACAACGGCAUGUAAGUUAUCUGGAUUUAUGGUUUAAUAAAUACCAUUGGUCUUGUUUGACAAAUAUCAUUGUGGAAGAUCAGUGUCUGCAUUAUUUAUUUUAUUUAUUUGUUUUUUAACUAUCUGUUUGCUUUUCUCUGGUUCAGCAAAAGUAGCGACACCUCUGUGCAACGCUUUGACAAAAGCCUGGAGGAGUUUUAUGCACUGUGUGAUCAGCUGGAGCUGUGUUUGGUAAGAUCAACGUCACAUACUUCAAACCUUUAAAACAGUAGGGGAGAGUGGGGUAAGAUGAGCCACUUUUUAUAUUUCAGAUCACUACAUCAAGACAAUCAUAGUUUUGUCUCUCAAUGUAUCUGCAGAUAUUUCAAGGCGUUGUGCAUCCCUGCAAACUAACAGAAUGAGUGUAAACAUAACUGUCUUGAUAAUAAAGCAUGCCAAAAAAAAGUGGUCUCCAGUGGUCAACUUGCCCUGUGUAUGGGGUAAGUUGACCAUAGGAGCGGGGUAAGUUGAGCCGUAUCCCUACUACUCCUCCACUCUCCACCCCAGCCUUCCCUCACCUUCUCUCUCCCUAAUUAACAGAAAUAAAGAAUUCACAUUGAUGUGUAUUUUUAUCUAUUAUACACUAUUCAACUAGUACAAUAAUACGUUUUAUUAUUAUUGCAUAUAGCUGCUAAAAAGCUGUUUUGUAAAAAGUCAUUUUAACAUGAGAAUGUCUUUAAGUGAUUCAGAACAUUCACAGCUGUAUUUUUGAAAAGAAACAGUAACACAUUUCAACAAUCUGAACUGAAACUCUGAUCCUCUCAUCAGACUUCAUAACUUUCUCUGUUGGGCCACUUGUUUCAACUUACCCCAGAACUGCUUUAAUGACUUUAUUAGUCCUCUGAGCUAAAAUGGUGGACUUUUAUGCUAAGUUUUUGACCUCGUGUUGUAGCUCAUAGAUACCACAAUUGAUGUAUAAAACAAAUUUAAAAUGAUCUUUUUUGGUCUGAACACAAUUCUAAUAAAACUUAUAACAGACUAAAUUCACUUUUAAGAGUGAAAAAUGUUUUUUUUGGAAAUAAAUGUCUAACCCCUUCACCCAUGAGCUUCUAACCUUCACAGACUCCAUGAAUUGAUGACCAUCUCCUAAAUAUUAAGUCACAUGAUCAAUUUCUUUGACCAUUUCUAAGCAACAGGGGGGGGCUCAACUUACCCUUUGGUUCAACUUACCCCACUCUCCCCUAAUGCUCAUGACAAGAUGUGAGAAUGCUUCACAAUUCACAUAUUCAAUGCAAACUCUCUUGUGUUUUUUCCUGUGUGCAGAGACUGGCCUAUGAGUGCCUCUCCCAGAGCAUAGACAGCGCCAAACAUUCACCCAACCUGGUGCCAACAGCCACCAAGCCAGACACAGUGCAGACAGAGUCCAUGUCUUAUGCCCAGUACCUCGGUAUGAUCAAGUCUCAGAUUUCCUGCGCCAAAGAUAUCCACAAUGCUUUGCUGGAGUGCUCCAAGAAGAUUGCAGGAAAGGGACAGCCUCAGGGAAUCAUGUAGACCCGAGUCUGGCUCUCCAGGACCCUUCUGCUUUUAUUAGUGUCCCAUAAUUUACUGUUAGUUUUGAGCAUGAUGCUUUCCUGUUUCUAAUGUCCCUGUAUAUUUAAAUAUAAAUAAUUGUUUUCUUUUUUUGACAAGUCUGUAAAUACUUCAAACAAAAAGCAUGUCUUGACAUGACCAGCAGGUGGAAGCACAGUUGUACACACUGACUCAAUAUUCAUGUUUUUGUAGCCUCUUUGUAUUUGAUAAUAAAAAACUUUCUAUAAUUAACUCCUUGUUUUGAAAAUCUUACUCAAGAUCUACAAAGUAAUAAGUGUCUAAUGAUAACUGCAACUUUAAUGCGAGAGGACGAUUAAUAAGAGUGGAAAAACUAUCAGUUGCUGCUGAAAGUGAUAAUUUGAAUGUAUUUACACUGUUAUCUAUUGCUCAGAGGUUUCUAGAUAGCCUAUCUGCAUGUCAAAGCUUGGAGUUAUAUUAAGGCUGAUACAUGAACACGUGGGUUUGCAGCUGUGAAACAUCUCAGUCCAAUCUGAGUUACUGACGUGCUUCGAUCCAUAAAUAUCACGCUGCGUCACUACCAACUAACACCAGAGGUUCAUCACCAUUCAUCACAACCUUACACAGUUUAUUAAUAUUUAUUCAAUAUGUAUGAUAUCAAAUUUACUAAAUAUGUAUACAUUUGAGACUUCAUUAAUUUCACCCCAAGCUAAGUAUAAUAUGUUGUUUUUUGUUAAUAGAUAUAAAAAUUGAAGCUGGUACAGAUAAAUCUUAAAUUUCCACAUUUUUAUUUUCAUACAAUAGUCUGUGUUGGCAUAUGUUACAUUUAAAACUUGAAAAAAUAUACAAGAACAAGGCAAAUAAUUCUGCGAGUAUCCAGAUAUGCAAUGCAGCAC